GUGGAGGGGCCGUCAGUAUGUAGUCAGCCAUGGCCAUGACUUGAGUUAGCAAGAUGGCGGUCCGCCGAUGAUGGCCUCAGCAGCGAGCGAGAGAUGGCCACAAGCGAAUUUUUAUUGUACUUUGCGAGCCGCUGUCGGAUUUUCAAGUUAUUUUUGGAACAGUUUCCUCCAAUACCGGCCAUAUAGCUGUUCUACACUAGUGCUAUAGUGUGCGGCUUUGGUGUGCGUGGUUAGUGGUAGUGAAACAAAAGUACUCGUACGAAGAGGGGCCUACACUUUUGGAUUACUGGCCCAAGUGCACAUAACCAACAAAUAUAAUGCGUGAAUUUAAAGUGGUGGUGCUGGGCUCUGGUGGGGUCGGCAAGAGUGCCCUAACGGUGCAGUUCGUUUCGGGCUGCUUUAUGGAAAAGUAUGACCCGACCAUCGAGGACUUCUACCGCAAGGAGAUCGAGGUGGAGAACACCCCGUGCGUUCUGGAGAUCCUGGACACAGCCGGGACCGAACAGUUCGCCAGCAUGCGGGACCUGUAUAUCAAGAACGGGCAAGGCUUCGUCGUGGUGUACAGUCUGACAAACCACCAGACGUUCCAGGACAUCAAGACCAUGAAGGAGCUCAUCACGAGGGUCAAGGGCACGGAACGGGUGCCGAUCCUGCUCGUAGCCAACAAAGUGGACCUGGAGCACCAGCGGGAGGUGUCGACGGUCGAGGGGAACCACCUGGCGCAAAUCUGGGGCUGCCCAUUCCUCGAGGCUAGUGCCAAAAGCAGGACAUAUGUAAAUGACGUGUUUGCCGAAAUCGUACGCGAGAUGAACUUUAAUCCAGAGAAGGAAAAGAAAAGUUACUGUUGCUGCACAGUGCUUUAGUGUUUUUUUGUGAUUACUAUAGGACAAGAUUUUUUAUUUUAUUAUUUGUGCCAGCUCACACUAUUUUUCAAGAAAGAAACGGUGUGUGUUCCUCGGUUUCUUAGCAGUUGUUAAUUUUGUUGUCUGAAAUGCAUGUUGCGCCCGAUGCAAUCUACAUGCUAGACCAAAACUAAGUUAUUUAAUUACACAUGACACAUGGCAUGCUUCAAAAUUUUUACAGUGAUUCGAUCUUUUUAUCAUGCUUGUCUAAAAUAAAGGCACUAUCAGUUGUACAGAGCUAGUUUUUGAAUUUAAUUGAGCUUACUAAUUUCAAAGUCAUUUAUUUUAUUCUGAUUAUUGAUAUAGCCAACAAGAACUGCUUUAGGCUUAGUGAUAAGUUUUUAGACAGCAUUUGGAACCAGCAUACAAUCCAUCUUUACUUGGUGGUGCAUCACAUCAUCUUAUUAUGUGGUGCUGCACAAUUUUCUCUUUUAUUGUUGACAAAUGUAUUUUUUUACCACAGUGUUUCAUGGCCUAUACAUCUGCAGAUUCAGUGCUGAUAUUUUGGAGGGAAUCCAGAAACUUUGUGAAUAACACAUCCUUUUCUUUCUUCACCCUAAGUGUUAUUUGUUGUCUGAUGUCACAGGUUAAUGUAAAUAUGUGUAAAUCUGAAAGGUUCCAUUUCUGAUUGAGAUCUAUUCUAUGCUACAGCUUAAGUUACCAGUAAUGUAUUGCCCUGCUGUCAAAGUCUGUUCAGUGAUUGUUUCACUGCUCCUUUUGUUGGUUGCUGUGUUAAUUUAAUGAAAGCAGGGUGCAGUGACCAUAAACACUUAGUUUAAGUUGGUGUUUUCAGAUCAAAUAGGAGCCGAGAUUUAGGCCUAACUUUGUACACUUUUUGUACAUUCUGUUAGAUUCUGAUCACAUAUCUGUAUGAAGACAUGUUUAUCAGGUAAAGCAUUCUGAAAGGCUGCAGGUUGACAGGCCCUGAUUUUUAUUUCAUUAGAUAUCAUGGUGAACUUUUGGUCAUGUGAAUUGUAUAUUUGCUAUUGGUGCAAAAAAUUGUUUUUAUACAAAUUCUAGGCAUUCUAGGGUAUUAUAUAUAUUUUUUUAAUUGCCAAUGUGAAAGACUUACAAUGUAGCAUUGUGUUGUGUGAUGUGUCUACAACCUUUCGGGUGAUGGCUUGUCCUUUUUAAUGAGAUGAUCAUUAUUUUGGUUCUUUGCCUAUGUGUAAAGAAAUUAACCCUUUCAAUUCUGUGAUUGCCCUGUUAAUCUGUGUGAUCAGAUUCUCUCAGGAAAGAAGUAGAAGUGGUCAAAAUUUUUGUAUGUACUUUUUCAUGAAAAGUGUUAUAUCAGUGUGUGGAUUGUUGAUUAGCUUUUACUUGAUAUUUUAAUCCACUCGCCAUUUUUCUAAGCCUAAUUGUGAAUUUUGAUUGUAAAAGUUAUUUAAAAGCCAUCACCCUGAUCCAAACUUUCAUCUUUUAAUUUGUAUAGCGAGAUAAAUUUUUUGUCCCUGGGGACCUGCAUUUCAUGUUGCAUUUCAUUCUGUUCUUUUGCCCUCAACUGACAUUGUCCGGUUCCACUUACGUCAUUUAUAAUACUCCAGGAGCUGCUGUUAGUCAUAAUCAUUCUAGUGAAACAAUUCCAAUGUCCAGGCAUGAUAUUUGAUCUGUUUUCUUACUUCUAUUUCAAGAUUUCAUUCAUUUUGUCUCUGCUGAUUACUGUUUUAUGGUUGGUUAGACCUAACAGCAUUAAAAGAGAAAAUUAAAAUGUAACGUUUUGGAAUGUAUGAUUUCUAGAUACUAGAAUGAAUCAGUGAGAGGCAGUAGUAUUAGGUUUUGCUCAAAAUCAUUCUUUGAAGUGUUAAAUUGUCGUGCAUUGGAAUGUGUUGAAUGGAGUACCUGGGAAAUGCUCUGAUCCACUGCUAUUACUUGAGUCAAGCAUGUGGCAUUUUAUUGAAGUAGAGAGAUGAAAAGUUAAGUGGGACUUGUGACAUUGCUGAUACGUUGGUGCUUUGUUUCUUUUUUUGUUUAUUUUUUUAAAAGAAAGUUUUUAUUACUUUAAUGUUGAAUAGUAAGAAUUGUACAUUACAGUUCUCAGUGUAAUAUUUUUUAUUAGUGAUACAUAUGUGUGAAACAAAUGUACAUAUGAUAAAUUAGAUAAUUUUUGUGUAUGAUGAGAUGAUUUUUAACAAAAGUGUAUUUAACAGUGACCUUUUGGGUAACUUUUUAUACAGUGUCAAUUUUGUAAGAAAGUGUCAUUGCGAAUCAUGGAUUAGUGUUGGUUGGUUUUCCUGAAGGUUGAGUUGAGCCUACAGUGUUGUGCAAUAAGCCAACUUCAGUGUUAAUCUGUGAGUGAACCGGGAUCAAGACAGUUGUGAUGGAUAAGUUUCCUUGUGUGACAACUUUGGAUAUCAUAUCGCCAAAUCAGGAUUAUCACUAUAUCAGGUAUGCCUACUUCUUUAAAAAAAAUAUAAAAACUAAGACUAUCUUGAGCGGUAUUGUGAGGAUAUGUGGUUUUGUGAGCUUUCUCUAAUGGUAUAAUGAAAAAGAGAUUGAAGAGUCAUGUCUAUUAUACUCAGUGUAGCCAACUAUGAUGGCUGUGUAGUGUGUCCAAAGCUUUGUUCCAUGUACAUAUUUUUCAGAGGGAAUAAAGUUUUCCAUCUGUA
Frankliniella occidentalis (western flower thrips) is the source of this 3508-nucleotide messenger RNA. It is a transcript of the gene Rap2l, whose product is annotated as ras-related protein Rap-2c. Lineage: Eukaryota; Metazoa; Arthropoda; Insecta; Thysanoptera; Thripidae. The record is from RefSeq and is a predicted model, not a curated record. The transcript has a single exon. Gene Ontology annotation, molecular function: GTPase activity; GDP binding; GTP binding. The coding region runs from base 318 to 863 and encodes 181 amino acids. Gene Ontology annotation, cellular component: plasma membrane. Gene Ontology annotation, biological process: Rap protein signal transduction; negative regulation of cell migration.